UUAAUAAAAACAACACUGCAACAAUGGCUAUGCCACAAAUAAGCGCCAACGACCAAGCAAAGCUUCAGCUGAUGCAAGAAAUGGAAAUCGAAAUGAUGUCGGAUUUAUAUAACCGCAUGACAAAUGCCUGUCAUAAGAAGUGUAUACCACCGCGCUACGGCGAAUCUGAAUUGGGCAAGGGAGAGAUGGUGUGCAUAGACCGUUGUGUGGCGAAAUAUUUGGAUAUACAUGAGAAAAUUGGCAAGAAACUGACGGCUAUGUCCAUGCAGGAUGAGGAGCUUAUGAAGAAAAUGUCUAGUUAAAUAUUAGUUACAACGAAUUGUUCAUAUUGAUGCAAUUCUCAAGUGCAUUUCAGUUGUCGUUACAUUGUUUCGUUACAGAUAAACAAAAACUAGAACGUAAACACAAGUAAA
Molecule: messenger RNA, 413 nt
Organism: Drosophila busckii
Lineage: Eukaryota; Metazoa; Arthropoda; Insecta; Diptera; Drosophilidae
Gene: Tim10
Product: mitochondrial import inner membrane translocase subunit Tim10
Exons: 2
Coding region: 24-302 (92 amino acids)
Biological process (GO): protein insertion into mitochondrial inner membrane
Cellular component (GO): mitochondrial inner membrane
Source: RefSeq, a predicted model, not a curated record